Messenger RNA from Xyrauchen texanus (razorback sucker), 1784 nucleotides. Its product is annotated as protein FAM124B-like. Gene Ontology annotation, cellular component: nucleoplasm. The coding region runs from base 36 to 1538 and encodes 500 amino acids. The record is from RefSeq and is a predicted model, not a curated record. NCBI's taxonomy places the organism in Eukaryota, Metazoa, Chordata, Actinopteri, Cypriniformes, Catostomidae. The transcript has 4 exons.
UUAAAGCGGAUUUUUCGUGAGAGUAAACGCGCAUUAUGCUCCGCCAACCGCUUCGCAUUAGCGGCAGAACGGAGGAUGAAACGGCGGAUUCGGGCGCGGAGACUGGCGGAUCUGACUGCAGUAAAAUGUCUUGCCGUAGCAUUGACCUCAUGGCAGUCCCAGGUCAAGAACCCCUGCUCGUUACCAUGCACUUGCUGACCAACCCUGGCGACUCACUCCUCCUCCAGCACACACUUGACCGCCUGCUGAAGUGGGUCCGCCCCGGUCUCCGCCUCUUCAAUGUGUCGGAACGGGCCGUCCCCCUGUGUGACUACGGCAGAGCUGACCGGCACCCUGUGGCUGAUUACCCCUCGCACGCGGUGACCCUCUUCCUGCACGAGUCAUACGGAGAGGAGCGUAUUCUAAGGGUGCUAGACUUCCUGCAGUGCCCACCCUGGCAUUACCACCAUACAGAGAGCUGUGGCGGAAGAGCAAGUGGUGUUCACAUCAGCUCCACUGGUUGCCCAUCCAACAGCCUCCUGAGGCCCUACCUCCUCCCCAGCCGGGACUUCUACAGCCUGGGUGUGGGAAUGCCAGUGUGGGGGGUGCGCCCAGUGCACUAUGGUGGGGAGGUGGUGCGGGUGACUUUGCACAGCACGUAUGAUAACUUUGAGGACACGGUGCGGUUGUAUGAGACCGUUCUGCAGAGGAGGGUGGAGGAGCAGAAAACAGGGUUCUGCUGGUUCACUCUGUUGAUGGAUGGAGGGUUCAGCAUCCAGCUGGCUCUGAAGCAGCUCUCGCCUGGGGUCAGAGUGGAGCGCUGUCACUCCACUGUGCUGCAGUUCAGGGUGGGUGAGAUCGGACAGCUAGUGCCCUUGCUGCCCAACACCUGCUCGCCGAUCAGUGCCACCCGCUGGCACACGGAAGACCUGGAUGGCAACAAGAUCCUCUUUCAAGUUAAAGGUCCAGCACAAACCCAGGAUCUCCUAACAUCUGCUUUCCCACUGAGCUGUCCCAACCUGUCCUCCAGAACCCUGCUAAGGAGCUGCGCAUCCACCAGGCCCCCGUCCACCUCGCCCCGCGGCAAACUGUCCCAGCUGAAGGAACGUUCCGUGGGCCGCUCUCAUUUGGAGCUGCCCCUGGAUCGUUGUCCACGUGCUCUGAGGUCAGGAGCGUGUGCUGGACAGAAUAUGGGUUCAGACAGCACAUGUAGCACGCCCCCUGGAAGCUCCUGUUACUCGUCCCAGCGCAACAGCCCGGCAGGCCUGUCUGUUAACCUGUAUGACCCAGUCGUCACCCCUGAUACCUCCAUCUCCUGCCUCCUGUUGGAAGAGGAGAAGCCAGAGACCAAUGUGGACACAGGUUGUGCUGUAAGCCCACGUCCCGCCGCAGUGGGGGCGUCUGCGCUGGAGACUCUGUCAAGGGACAUGAAACAUGGGCUGCCUGAGUCACAGUGGAUUCGAGCUGCUGAAGGGAGCGCAGAGAGGAUUCAAACAGACCCCGGUACGCAGACACAGGCAGCACAUCAACAUGCACAAGUAGAUGAGUUUUUUAUCUAACUGUUCUCAAUUACUCUACAUGGAAAAGUUGAGUAACUGUGACCUUAUUUUACUUGUGCGUUGUUUUUGUUAUGGCAAGCGUCGCUAUUUCUCACACGGUUCAAACCCCUAAACUUAAUGGUCGAUUUAUACUUCUGCAUCGAACCAACAAAACAAUGUUAUUAAUGGAUUUAGAAGUAUUUAUAAAGUUAUUUCUCAAUAAACAUGAGUUCAUCAAAGUAUGUGAACAUGUUGAGAUUUAGGUAC